AUGCUGGUUUCCGGCUUCCAGUAUGACUGUCUGGCUUAUGUGAUUGCAAUGGUGUCAAUCCUAUCGGUUGGCGACCCAUUCAUCCACGAAAGCGCAAUCGAUGAAGAUAAUCCAACCAAUUGCCUUGAUGAGCAAGCCAUCAAUGAAACCAAACUACUCAAGAACGCCGAUUGCAAGGACCGAGAGAUUCGCAGGCAAAAAAGGCGGCAGUUCUUCAAAGCCCAGCAACAGUUUGCGAGCUUGGGUAGUGGUGUUAGCGAUCUGUUUAAAAUUCUAGCGGUCGUUGGAGCUUACUAA
Messenger RNA from Puccinia triticina, 297 nucleotides. RefSeq lists its product as uncharacterized. The transcript has a single exon. The coding region runs from base 1 to 297 and encodes 98 amino acids. NCBI's taxonomy places the organism in Eukaryota, Fungi, Basidiomycota, Pucciniomycetes, Pucciniales, Pucciniaceae. The record is from RefSeq and is a predicted model, not a curated record.